UGUGUGUGCGAGUGAAAGUGUCUGUGAGUGUGUGAGUGUUUGUGUGAGUGUGUGUGUUAGUGUGAGUGUGUGUUUGUGUGAGUGUGUGUGAGUGUCUGUGUGUGAGUGUGUGUGUCAGUGUGAGUUUGUGUGUGUCAGUGUGUGUGUGUUUGUGUCGGUGUAUGUCUGUGUAAGUUUAUGAAUAUUCAUGAACCUCCACUCCACGUCUCACUUCUCUUCGCCAGACUCUCGGAGAGCCGCUCCUAAGCGAUGGGCACCACUCGGUCCACCUUUCCUCCACACUCUCCACCCUCGCGCGCCCGACCAGCCAUGCCCACAUCGCUCCUGGCAAUGGUGGUGAUGAUGGUGGCGGUGGUGGUGGCGUUCGGACCUCAGCCAGCCCUGGGUUACCCCUACGAUGAGGACUACGACGCCUAUGACGACCGUGACGGUGACCACGGUGGUGGUGGCGGUGGUGGUGGUUCCUACAACCCCUACGACCCCUACGGAGGUGGUGGAGGAGGUCACCAGUCCCACUGGACGAACGUCUACCGACAAAGGUUUUACUUCCAGUGUCCGCCCGGGCAGGUGCUGAGCGAGCUGCGUAGCGAGCACAGCGCACACCGGGACCAUGUGGACCGCCUCUGGGGCUUCCAGUGCCGGGUGGAGAGCCCAGCCAUGGUCAUGGGGGAGUGCUUCUGGGAGGAGUACAACCGGGCAGGGCUACCCUGGUACCAGCUGUGCUCGGACGGAGCCGUGGUGGCCGGAGUGCAGAGCAACUACUUUGAGGCGGUGUUGGACCGUGAGUGGCAGUUCUACUGCUGCCGAUUCCUCAAGCAAUGUCCCUACGGCAGCUGGAUGACUCAGGACGUCCCCGACUACCCGGGCCAGGAGUUGAGGUUUUCCCUCCUGCCGGAGUUUUACAUCCGCGGUGCGGCCACCACCUUCAGCCCCGUCGAGAGGGACCGGCAGUGGAAGUUCGUGGUUGCUCGUCUCGGCGACUGCCCCGAGUACUGAAGACGUCCGCACUGACACGAACAAAGCUCCCCCGUGUAGCCUCUCUCACGGGCCGUAAGGGGGCAAGUGCUGUGAGUAGCGAGCAGCAGCAGCAGCCUAUGAAGGCCGGGACGAUAUAAGGGGUGGUGGAUAGGCCAGCACCACGCACGCCCGUCCGCCUUUGUCUUCCCCAUUGCUUGAUGUUUCACACGCACCGCCCUCACCACGUACUCAUGUGAAAGGCUGAGUCGACUUAUCACUGGUGGUGGUGGU
Lethenteron reissneri (Far Eastern brook lamprey) is the source of this 1248-nucleotide messenger RNA. It is a transcript of the gene DPT, whose product is annotated as dermatopontin. Lineage: Eukaryota; Metazoa; Chordata; Hyperoartia; Petromyzontiformes; Petromyzontidae. Gene Ontology annotation, cellular component: extracellular matrix. The record is from RefSeq and is a predicted model, not a curated record. Gene Ontology annotation, biological process: collagen fibril organization.